Molecule: messenger RNA, 1177 nt
Organism: Trichomycterus rosablanca
Lineage: Eukaryota; Metazoa; Chordata; Actinopteri; Siluriformes; Trichomycteridae
Gene: prelid1a
Product: PRELI domain containing 1a
Exons: 6
Coding region: 142-774 (210 amino acids)
Biological process (GO): phospholipid transport
Cellular component (GO): mitochondrial intermembrane space
Molecular function (GO): phosphatidic acid transfer activity
Source: RefSeq, a predicted model, not a curated record
UAGUCCAUGACCUUCCUCUGGUUCAUCACGUAGGAGGGAAGGCUCCUGACAUGUCGGACUGGAGGAGAUGGAGAAGAACUCAGAGUAAAUCCAGUCCUCGAUCCUGAGUUCUUCAUAAACAAAGACACUGAAGUGGGAACGAUGGUGAAAUAUUUCGGCUGUGUCAGUUCUCUUAAAGGCACAUGGGACCAAGUUUCUCUCGCAUUCUGGCAAAGGUACCCCAACCCUUACAGUAAUCAUGUUCUGACUGAAGACAUCGUCUUCCGGGAGGUGACCGUAGACAACCGCCUCAUUUCCCGGAGACUCCUGACCAAAACUAGCCGAGUGCCUCGAUGGGCAGAGAAGUUUUUGCCCGGUCACAUGGCACGCAAGGCGUACAUCAUCGAGGACUCUGUGGUGGAUCCUCAGAAAAGGACCAUGGUGACGUUCUCCUGGAACAUCAGCCAUGCCCGGCUCAUGACCGUAGAGGAGCGCUGUUUGUACACGGUCAACCCCGACAACAGCAGCCUGACGGAGAUCAAGAGGGAGGCGUGGAUCUCCUCCAGUCUGUACGGCUUCUCCAGAGCGGUGCAGGAAUUUGGUCUCGCUCGAUUUAAGAGCAGCGUUAUGAAGACCAUGAAGGGGUUUGAAUACAUCCUGGCCAAAAUGCAAGGUGAGACACCCACGAGGACCCUGGCAGAGACGGCGACGGAAAAGGCUCGAGAGACGGCGCUGGCUGCUAAAGAGAAGGCGAAAGACUUGGCCUCUCAAGCUCAGAAGAAACAAUACGUAUGACGUGGAGAGACUUUGAGCAUAUUUGGACUGAUUGUUCAGAUAUGCAGAUCAUCAUUUUACACCUGGAGUAGUCAGAGUCACUGGAGAUCUUCGUCACCCUGAUUUUACUCAGUAUUUUAAAAGCAUUUGGUUCUUUUUCUUAAUUGUGUUUGUGAUUUUGUGAUUUGUUUGAUCCUCCGGUUCAGACUGAAAAAGCAACGUUUCCGUCGUCUGUUUUUCUGUGUUUAAUUAUUUUGGUGCUUCAAAUUGAAGUGAUACGAGGGUCCACGUUACCGGCAGCCAUUGACAUCGUAAAUACUGCAUAAUUAGGGGGUUGAUUACAGGAGAGGAUUGCAGUGGACAACAAUGUCUGUGAAAAUGCUUGAAACCGUUUGAUUACUGUCAAUAAACAUUUUCUAUCAAA